Messenger RNA from Notothenia coriiceps (black rockcod), 9461 nucleotides. RefSeq lists its product as uncharacterized. Gene Ontology annotation, molecular function: protein binding. Bases 33 to 7517 code for a protein of 2494 amino acids. NCBI's taxonomy places the organism in Eukaryota, Metazoa, Chordata, Actinopteri, Perciformes, Nototheniidae. The record is from RefSeq and is a predicted model, not a curated record. The transcript has 16 exons.
CAGAUGUUUCUAGAAAAGCAUCAGAGACUGAAAUGAAAAUGAUAAAAGACAUGGUCAGUGUCUCUUCAAUGAUGUUGUACACUGGUAAUGAAUUGAAGACACGUACAGAACCUGGGAUUGCAGAUCAAUUAACAAUUUGCCCAACAGCGAGCGGCAUAUUUGAAUCCACAGCAACUGCUAAACAAACAGAUCAAACCCAGCUGGAAAGGGAGUCUACUUUCGAGACGCCAUCAAAGGAUAAGGCAAUGGGAGGAAAAACGUUUGCCUGUCCACCCACACAAUGUGUGCCAUCUUGCGUGAAGACUGAAACUGAAUACAAACAGUCCACUUUCUCCGAAGUCUGUCCCAGUCUCACAAGAAUUGCUGGCAUGCCGUCUAAAUUGCCUGUAAAAGAGAAACACUGGCUCCUCGAUCCAAAGCCAAUCUGGGAGAAACAAUCAAAAAUAAAUGUAAUAUUCAUGCCAUAUGCAUCAAAGGAUGAUACAAAGGACACAAAGGAAAUGGUCUUAAUGCUACCCUCUUGUCCCAGAGAGGCCAAACAUCCAGGGUUCCCAUCUGCACCACAAAACAGUUCAAAUAUGGCGGAUAGUUACCCUGGUAGUUCAAGUGUGUCCAGUAAAGCUGGUUUACCAUCUAUCAGUAACAGAUCAUUGGUAUCUCAACAGGAACCACUUCUGCAAAAGAAAACUGACCUUGUUGUCGUACCAGCGUCAAUAAAAGAAGAGAACAUUGAACUAAUGAGAGCUUUGUUACCAACCUGCCCAAAAUAUUCUUGCAUACCAGUCAUCCCUUCAAUUCCACAACAUACGAUAGCACAUUGCGGAUCAGAUAUGAUGAGCCUUUUCAGCUCUUGCCCCAAAACUUCUUGUAUUGAAUGUGUUCCAUCAUUAAAAGAACAUAUGAGCAAAAGCUGGUCUACAGAUCACAAACCUUUAGUGGAAAUAUAUUCAAAAAUACAUGUAGUCAUGAUUGAAGAGAGACCUUACCAUGAAGACAUGAGGGCCAUGUCAGCUUUAGCUCCAACUUGUCCAAAAGAAGCUUGUAUCCCUGGAUUUCCUUCGGAUCAGGAACCUACAGUAAGCUAUAACAGAUUUAGUAGGGUCAAUCUCCUUCAAUCUUGCCCAGCUACCUCAAGUAUGGUGGGUUUUCCUUCGAUGCAGAACACUGACAGCAAAUAUUGGAACACUGUUUAUCAGCCAUUAUGUGAGAAGCAAAUGAAACGGGAAUCUGUAUUACUACUGGGGGACGCUAACAUGGACAAAGACAUGAAAGGAGUUGUUUCUCUUGCACAAAGUUGCCCAAGAGAAUCACUAAUCCCGGGCUUUCCCUCUGUCCCCAAACCGAGGAAGAUUGAUGUUGUUGACAUGACAAAUAUGGUCAGCCUUUCAAGCUCAUGCUCACAAGCAUCACAAAUACCCGGAUUUCCAUCAUCUCAUACUUCAAAAGAUUGGAAAGUGAGCAGGAAACCAUUAUUUGAACCACAUUUGAAAGAAAAGCAGGUGUUGUUGAUUGACAAAUGUGUAGUUCAAAAGAAAUCAAUGAAAGCAAUGGUUUCUCUUGUACCAUCCUGUCCAAAAGAGGCACGUGCACCAGGAUUUCCUUCUAAUCCAAAUUACAGAACUGUGUGUAGUGAACCAAAUAUUAUCAGCAUUUUUACAUUGUGCUCACAAGCCUCCAAAAUACCUGGAUUUUCUUCAGUUAAUGUGGAUAUGAGUGUAGGAUGGGUAGCAGAAAAGGGGUCAUUGCUGAAGAAGUUACCAAAGAAGAGGGUCAUAUUUGACACACCAAAUGGCAGCAAAAAGAUAAUGAAGAAUAUGGUUUCCUGUGUACCAUCCUGUCCUAAAGUGUCAAGUAUCCCUGGUUUCCCAUCUAUUCCAAAUCCAAAAAAGGUGUAUUGUGGACUAAAUGUAGUCAACCUCCUUCCCUUGUGCCCCUUGGUGUCUAUCAUACCUGGAUUUCCAUCAGUCGAAGAUCACAAGGAAGAAGGAUGGGGUGCCGAACUGGGUUCAUUGAUGCAAAGACCUCAAAAGAAUAUUCCGUUUCUGAAUAACAGCUCACCAAUUAAUGUAGACAAAUCCAAAAACAUGUAUGCUUUGGUUCCUUCUUGCCCAGUAUCAUCAAAGAUUCCAGGCUUCCCAUCCGUCUCUCAAUACAAUAUGCUGAGUCUUGUACCUAUUUGCAAUAGUGUGUCCAAUCUCCCUGGAUUUGCAUCCUUUGUAGGGGCCUCAAUAUUACAAUGGCCUCCUAAUCCACAUGCAUUGUGUGAUAAGCCUAUAAAGAGCACUGUUUUUGUGAUACACAGUCCAAAUCAAGAUGUAGUAACUGCGAAGACGAUGUUUGCCUUAGCACCAUCUUGCCCAGAAGCACCCAGAAUCCCUGGCUUCCCCUCGGCACCUCAAACUAAAUCCAAGAUUGAACCCAAUAUGAUACGCUUUGUACCUAGCUGCUCUAUUGCUUCAAGUCUCAAAGGGUUUGCGUCCAUGACUACACACCCAAGCACAGGGUGGCUAAAUGAAACAAAACCAAUUUUGAUAAAGCUUCGGGAGAAGAGGGCACCGAUGAUGAUGUCACUUGCUGGACAGGAUGAGCUAAAUUGCUACAAUAUGAAGGGCAUGGUGACAUUAGUGACAACCUGCCCUAAAGAGGUCAGAGCAUGUGGUUUCCCUUCUGCUCAAGUUGUGAACAGACCACCAAACAUGGUCAGCUUAUACACAUCUGCACCAUGUGUUUCAUGUAUCCCAGGAUUUCCAUCAGCGAGGAGGCUUAGUUCUGAAUGUACAAAUAUACCAUCUAAGACAACACACAGUAAGCCACUGUUUGAAAAGCAGCAGAUUGAGAAGCAUCUAGUCAUUGCAAAUCUUCAAGCCAAAGAAAAACAUGAACAAGAUGAACCAAAGUAUAUGGUAGCAAUUGUCCCAUCAUGUCCGAAUUUAACUCGAAUCCCUGGGCUCCCCAGCAUUUCCCAAUUGAGUCCAACAGAGAAGGAAACAUUGACUAUUCCAUUCCCUUGUUGUACAGAAAGGGUUACACCACAUGAAUUGCCUCAUGUACAGUCAACUCAGUCGCACCUCAAGGACCCAAUAACUCCUGGUGUUCCCUCUACAUCUUUUAGCCUCCCCAGCACAGAACUUGCAAAUGAGGAGAAAUUCAAAGGCAGUGCAAAGCAAAGCAUAGACCUAUUUGUAGAUCAUGGCAAAUCACACAUAGAAAGAGGUGUUGCAGAGAAAGCCCAGACAAGGAAAAGAACAUUGGACCCAUCAGACCCAGCAGGAGUCUUGGAUUGGGAAGUAGUGGAGGCAGAGGGAAUAGUUACAGAAAAACAGACCAAAUCCUUUUUGUCAGCAAAAGAGGAAGAGUCUUCAGGAUUAGUAAAUGUUAUUGCGGGUGUUUUCCACAAAGGUUAUGAAACAGUAGCAUCCAUUUUGGGGCCAUCUGGCUCCGCUCUAGCUGAAGUGGAGCACCAACCGAAGGCUGUCUCUUCUAUGGAUCUGAAAGACAAGAGAGUGACCCCUUCAGAUGAGUCUUCAAAGCAUUUUGUGGACAACACUACUGCCAUACAAAAGAUAGAGGGCCAGUUUCAAGACGUUCCCCCCCAACAUAACACCGAAUAUCUCACAAGUGCUGAGCCUUACAUGUUGGACUCUCCAUCACCUACCAGCGAAAGUGAUGACGGGAUUUCGGUUUGUUUAAACAUGAAGAAAUGGCCACCACUGACUGAGGCAGAUAUCUCUAAAAUAUCAGAGGAAGAUGGUGAGCAAGUACAAGAGGCAUUUCUUGAUCAUACAAAGGAGAGAUCACUCACAGGGCACGACUCUGAUCAAACACCUGUAGACGAUGGAAGUUUGUUAGCAAGGCACCAGACUGAGACAGAACAGGAUGAGGUUAGGACAGUGUCAACUUUUCCACAGCUGGAUAAAGGACCUCAACAAACACAUAUGGAAGGAGUUUCUGCCACUUCCCAGCAGCCUACAUCAAAUGAGUCACUGACAGGUACAAAUGUUCACAAGGAGAUGCCCAUGGACAAGCCUGCAGGUUUUCAGGACAUAAGUCCAAUUGGACCACAAGCUGACUUUGCUGUCCCUCAGCGAGGCAGAAAGCCAAAGAGAAAAGUUCCAGACCCUCAGAAGAAAAUGUUUGAUCAGAAAGACAAAACAGUACCAGUACGACCUCUCCGACGGAAGGAUAGUUUGACACCAGACCGCAAACAUAAAACUGACAGUUUGACAGUCAAGCCCCUACCUGAGGUUGUUCCAGUCCAGUCUGAAGGAAGAAAUGCUGCUGAUGAGAUACAACCUGCAACUGAUCCAUGUUGCAACCUCAACAAACAAGACACAAGCACUGCUCUUGAUGUACCUCAGAAUGCUCAUGUUCAAGAUGAACCAAACACAGGGGACUAUAGGCAGAAAGAAGAAACAAAAUCAGUUCAAUCUAUUGUUGUUGUUGCACCUCCUCGUGUGAAAAGAAGAGAUAGCAGUUUGCCACCUGUAAAGCCUCCGAGGAGAAAAGGAAGUGUCACUAGAGACUCAUCUGUUCGAAAAACUAAUGACCAACAACAUUUGAAAGCCCAAGUCAGUUGUUCUUUGAACACUACGGGUCCAGUUUCUUCUCAACCUUGUGAGAGUAGCUCUGGCGCUCCAUGUACUGGAGAAGAUUCUGUUGGGAGUGCCUCUCUCCAGACAGACGCAGAACUGGUCGGCUCAAAGCAAACCUCUUCUACCCCAGGAUCGCCCAAGAAAGACAGUAAUGCAACUGUCCAGGCCUCUUUUCCAAAGGAAAUUGAGAGCAUCACACCAAAGCAAGAGCCAGAUACAUUUUGUGCUAAGCAAACUGCUUAUCUCUCCAUUAUCAAAAAGAUACGUCUUCCAAAACGCAACAAGAAAUUGACCUCAAGCAAAUCUGGGAAAAUUGAAACUGACGAGAUGUCUGUAAAACCCGUCCAGAUCGAAAACGCAAUAGAAGAAAUAAAGCAGACAAACAAUGCUGGUGACGCAUCUGUUGAUAAAAGCAACACCACAUAUUGUCAGAAAUCACAGGAUGCAUCAGAGAUAGCAGAAUCAGAAAUGGGCAAACAAACAACCCUUCAAACCGUUACAGCUAUGGCAAGCACGUCUACAGUUUCUCAUGUUGAAGAUGCAGAAAGGGAAGGGUGUCCUUCAUCCCUUUCCUCAACAACUAAAGAAUGGUCAAUGGUGCAACACAGCAAAGGCGUCCCCUCUCCUCUGGGUGAUAAACCUUCUACAUCUACUGAAGAAGAUGCUCCUGUAAAGUUGAGGAGAAGCAGGUUGAUCAUUGAAAGCAUUGUUCAAGUAGAGGAUGGUCAUAUUUCUGAGAAACCAUCAGGAGCUUCAAGCUUGCCCGUACCGAAACCACGAGUAAAGAAACGUCUUAGUGGUUCCUUUCCAGAUGACAUUACAAUCUCUGGUUCAUCACCUUCCUGCCAGGAAGACAAAGUAACCGACAACACUUGUCUUGGAUCAGUCCAACAGAAUAAACAGUCAAGCUUGCCUGUGCCGUUGCCACGGGCCAAGAAACGUCUAAGUGCAACUUAUUCAGAUAGCCCACCACCUGUAGACAAUGCAUUCCCCAUAGAAAUGGAAUUAUCUCAGAUAAACCUUGAGGAUACAUCUGCCACUAGCAAGGAAACAAAGGGAGACUCAACAUCAUUGGAUUCAAGUGUGAUCUCUGAAGUCCCGGUCCAAGGAGAAGAUGGUGCUGCAGUGUCAGAGUUGGAACAGGGAAUGCUAGAAGCAAUGGGAGAAGAGGACUUUACUCUGGUAAACUCUGUUGAAGAUACUGAGAAGGCUUUGGAUGAAAUCAUUAAAGGAUGGACCUUUACAGAAAAACCUAUUUCAACACGUGACUCAGAGAAUGCUGCAAAGUUGGGGUCUGAGCAGGCGGACAUUGAAAAGGUCCUGGGAGGAGAGGUCGAUAUGUCCCUUGCUUCCACUGUUGCAUCUUCUCAGGAUGACUGGCUGCAUGUAGCCAAUGAUAAAGACAAUGAUAAAGACAAUGAUAAAGACAGUGAACUAACGGAAAUAAACUCAAGGAAGGAAAUGAGGGACGAAGAGUUGGACUUUGGCUUUGAGUCUGUAGAUGUAGACACUGGUUGUUUACAGGAGGAAAGGAAAAGAGAGAAGUCAGCUGCUGCCAUCCAUCGAGGGGGUGAGCCAACGACACCUCAGAAAAUACCUGCAGAUGGGGCUGCCUCUAUGGAAGGCUUUUCGCCCAGUCCCAGCUUAGUAACAUCCAGUCAGUCUCUACUUGACUGGUGUCAGGAAGUCACACAGGGUCACAAGGGAUUGAAGAUCACCAACUUCAGCACCUCCUGGAGAAACGGCCUCGCGUUUUGUGCCAUCUUACAUCACUUCCAACCAGAAAAGAUUAAUUAUGAAAUGCUGGACCCCUAUGACAUCAAGAUCAACAACAAAAAGGCUUUUCAUGGCUUUGCAGAACUAGGCAUAUCGAGGCUAAUGGAGCCUUCGGACAUGGUCAUGCUAGCAGUGCCUGACCGCCUCAUUGUCAUGACCUACCUCAACCAGAUCCGCACCCAUUUCACGGGCCAGCAGCUCAGUGUGCUCCACAUAGAAAGGGACAGCAGCGAGUCCAGCUAUGCAGUAGCAGGGGACAGGGAUGUUCAAGAGGACCCAGAGGCCACCGCUCGCUACUGCGCCCAGAGGCUACAGGAGGGGGGCAAAAGUCUGGAGACCAAUGGGACUGCAGCUGCAGCAGAGUCGGACAGUAACACCGGGGAGGUCCUUCCACCUCCCAGAACCAAACGGGUUGCUGGAGCAGGUGGGGCUAAGUUACCAGUGGCCCCACCAAGGACUCACUUCCUGUCCAAGACUGGUUUCUCUCAUGUCAAAGACGCUGAUCUGGUCAAGAAGCGUAGGUCACAGCGAAGGAGUGGGUCAUUAGAAGAAGGAGACAUAUCAGUGGUUGUUGAGGGGCAAGAAGACAGUAUAAUCAGUCGGAGGAAGUCGGACACUGAGAGAACAGAGGCUGUGUUUGAACCAGAAGGCCAGGACCCCAGCCAGUAUGUGCUGAGUCAGAUGGAGGCCCUGGAAGCGGAGCAAAAUCAUAUUGAUAACAGAGCGGGUGUGGUCGAGAGGAAACUCAGACAACUGCUAGAAACAGGCAGUGACAAGUUGGAGGAGGAGAGGUUGAUUCAGGAAUGGUUCAUGCUUGUCAACAAGAAGAACGCUUUAAUCAGGAGGCAGGACCAUCUGCAGCUGCUGCUGGAGGAACAGGAUUUAGAAAGAAAGUUUGAGCUGUUAAACAAAGAGUUGAGGGACAUGAUGGCGAUGGAAGAGUGGCAGAAGAGUCAGGACCAGAGACACAGAGAGCAGCUGCUACUCCAGGAGCUGGUGUCCCUGGUCAACCAGAGGGACGAACUGGUCCAGAACAUAGACGCCAAAGAGAGAGGGGCUGUGGAGGAAGAAGAGCGCCUGGAGCGAGGCCUGGAGCAGCGGAGGAGGAAGUACGCCAAACAGCAGAAAGAAAAGUGUGUGAUGCAGUGAUUCUGUCAGCCUCCAGCAACAAAACGGUCUCACUACCUGAAAGAAAACGGGGAAGACACAACCAGGAACGGUGCGGUCGUGUUGGUUCCCCUGCUGUCAGGCUGAUUGGUGUGGUUUUAAGUCGGCAGUCAGAGGAUAUUUAUACACAGGAAGUUAAAUGUGAUCAAUAGGAGCUGGAUGUGUUUCCAAUGGAGACUCGGAUGGCCCCAAACCACAGAGAGGCUAUGUUUAGGCUCUGUAACGACAUUUUAUUUUGGUUUGUUUCCCCUUUUUAAAUGUGCAAUCAAAGUGGGCAGUAGAUUUAUUUCCUCAAAUUCAAUGUCCAUGUCCAUUUACCUAACCCAGGAUUCAGCACCCGUUGAGCAGAAGCCCUUCAGAGCCUUCACCGAGCUGCUUGUUCAUCCGGACCGUGUGCUUUGCUGUGUUUAUAGUGACUAACAGAUCGUGAAAGUGUGUUUGAUAAAAAGUGUCUGUAUGAGACUGUAAAUGUUUGGGAGAGAUAAGAGCUGGCUACGGCAGGAGAGAGUCGGUUGUUAUUAAGGUUCGGCAGCAUUUCUGACAUGUUGUGAAUUUUAGCUGCAGACUACCUAGUGCCAGACCAUUCAUAAAAUCAGAGAUUCAGCAGUUCCUGGUGACUGUUAAUCACGGCAGGGUCAGAAAGCCCUUCAAAAAUACCAUAUUGAAUAGCAAAUCUCUCACAAUGUAACGCUAUAACACACUGCUGUUACCUCCUGAAACCAUUUCUAUCAAUACUUUUGGAUCCUGGAUCUGGAUAAGGUCUGUUUAAAGGGACAGUUUACGUACAAAAAAAAACGUAAAACAUUUUUUCACAGCACAGAAGAAAGCAUGCGAGCAGCUCAAGGUUGCGUGAGCUAUCUUACGUCACAGCUCCCCUGAACGGACGACUGUCCCUUUAAUUCACAUUUAAAAACAGCAAGGUUCAGAAAGCAGAUUGUAGUUAAGGGUAAAAAAGGACUUAAGGUUAUAGACAGAUUUUGAUCUUGUUGAGUGAGUACAACAACGUGUGUGCAAAAACAAGUAUAGGUCACCAAAAUUGCCUUAUUAAAGGAUGUUUUACAUUAUGAAAACAAACGUUUAACCACCCCUGUUUUAGGCCAGAAUUUUAACGCAUGGCAAAUUCCAUUGAGAAUGAAUUUCGCUCAUGUCCUCUCCAUGUUUGAAUAUUUUCAUUGUUGAAAAAAUACAUUUAAAAUGUUACGUUUAAAUGUUUGCAUCCUAUUGUAUGAUAGGAUAACGUUGCAAAUUGAAUGCAAGGAUAAGAAAAGCAGCCAUGGGACGGAUCAGAUAUUCUAAAUAACUUAUUGGAAUGAUUUAAAGUUUUACUAUUUAUUCAAGACAACUGUAAAAUGGUAAUUGUUGUAACCAAAGCCAUCGCUUAGUGCAGCAUUUCAAUGUGUAGAGAAUGUUCACACAGGAGCAUGUGUCCUCUCUGUAAACUGAUUCAAAUCAUGACAUUGAUAUUUCUAUAGACUUGUACAUUUAGGAUGUUUCUUUUGCCGACUAUUAGGAAAAUGUUCUGAUACGUGUUUGUUUCAAAACAUUCAAUGAGUCCUGACAUUUAUUUUUCCUAUUCAAGAAAUUCGAAAUACUUUUACAUUAUGCAAAUGUCUUUUUUGUAAUUGAAAGCAGAAGAUGUGAAUGUCUCUCAUGAUCUUUGUUAGCGCAAUAUCAACAUUAGCUUAAAGUGUUGUUGCACUUUGACUUCAGUACGAGGAUGUUCUGUGAUGUUUUAGGCCUGAGGUUUUGUUUUACUUUUUAAAGUUUGCAGUUCUCAUGUUUCCAAAAUCUCUGGUGCGAGCAGCUCCGUGCACCUCGUGUGUGAAGUGGUUACAACCUGUUUAAAUGAUUGCUAUUUUUUGUGGUUUUAAUGUUGCACUUGCACUAUUUGUAAAGUCUGGAAAAUACAAAUGAUUGAAUGCCUUA